GGAAAAAGAAGAGCGUGUCACACUUAAUUCGGUCCCCGUGUGUUGCUGGUUCCAUAAACCAAGUCAACACGCGAAUCAUACAAAAACAUAUGUGUACAUUUGUUUAUAUCCAUAGACAGCGAUAAGGUGAGUUUGUGUAGAUGUCUGACACUGGAGAAGAGUGGCAGGUGGCCCGAAAACGUAAAGGCGCAGCGCGGAAAUCAAAGAAAACACACCAGGGAACUUCGGCCUCCAGGUGCCGCCAGGAGGAGCCGCUGGAUAUCGGGAAAACCAUUAAACGAAUCAGAGAGACGGCGUCUGAGCUCAGGUGUGACGGGAUUUGGCAGAAAUGGAAAGAGCAGCUGCUGGUGGCAGGAUCAGCAUCUCUGUCUAAACCUCCCGAGAGUAAAGACACUGAGGAUCCCACUGAGCAGCCGGAGAAAGACGGGGAAGGCAGCCCAUGCCGGCAGCUGGAGUGUGUGUGUUAUGGCCUGGGCUCCUUUUCCUCUUGUCCAGUUGCUCGCUUCCAGCUUGCCAUGUUACUGCUGCUGCUAGAUGCAGGGCAGAUUCCACUGGAGGACUGUUCUGUUUAUGACCCGAUGUUUUCCACUGCAGAGAGGGACAUUUUGAGGAAGCUGGGUCUGAAUGUGCUCACAGAGAACGAGGAAGGGAAACGUCUGGCAAAAAAGCCCACACUCUUCUACCUGAUGCAUUGUGGAAAAGCUUUGUACAACAACUUGCUGUGGAGGAACUGGAGCACACAGUGUCUUCCUCUUAUGACAAUUGUUGGAAACAGCUUCACUGGAAUGAGUGACAGGACAGUCGGCCGAGAGUUCCAGCGCGACUACAGCUACAUUUAUCAUGCUUUGAACGUGUGCGAGGAGCGACGGCUGCCCUGUCCAUCGCGUCUCAUUGAAGUCUUCAGUGACACAGCGGUCAUCACCUUUCCUACAAACAGCCUUAACAGACUCCCGCAAUCCACCUGGGCAGAGCCAUGUGAACCAGAGUACCUGCACUGCCCUGAUUUGGAGAUUAUACAAAAAGUCAGCAGUGACACAUGAGGUGGCUAAUACUGGACCUUUUUUUUAUUAUUGUUUCUGUUAAUAUGACUUAAAAAAAAAUUAAUUGUGCUCUGAAUUGAUGCUUGACUUUUGAGGUAAAAUAGAAAAAUAUCAACCUCUUUGAAUUAAAUAAUUGAAGCUGGCUUUCACAUAGAAAGGAAAAAAUUGAUAGUAUUGGGAGAACUUAUUAAUUUGUCUGGUGCAGUGAUAUUUAAUUUCUUUACAGAUUAAAUCCUCAUUACUUAGUUGUAGGUGAUUGUCAGGGCUGAUGUGUGACAGAAGGAGAGCAGGGGAAGUUCUACAAGCCGUCACUGAGACCUGCUAUGGUAUUUGGCUGGGAGACAGUGGCACUGUCUAAAAGACAAGAGGUGCUGGAGGGACCAGGAUGGACAGGAUUGGGAAUGAACAUAUUUGAGGGACUGAUCAGGUUGUGCGGUUUGGAGGUGGUUUGGUCUCGUGCAGAGGAGGCAGUGAUUAUAUUGGACAAAGGAUGUCUAAGAUGGAGCUGCUGGGCAGGAGGAAAAGAGGAAGGACACGGGGACAAUUGGUGCAACAGAAGACGACACGAGAGAGAACAAAAAAACCUGAAAGAAGAUUUCUGGAGCACAGUAAAACACAAGAUGGUAUUUUCACCCAACAUGUAAACAUUUGCCAGUAAACUUUAAUCUUGUUUUUUUUUACCUUUUGCUUCUGUCAGAAUAAACUUUAAUUGUCUUACAAAA
Messenger RNA from Solea senegalensis (Senegalese sole), 1762 nucleotides. It is a transcript of the gene srrd, whose product is annotated as SRR1 domain containing. Gene Ontology annotation, cellular component: cytoplasm; nucleus. The record is from RefSeq and is a predicted model, not a curated record. The transcript is spliced from 6 exons. The coding region runs from base 141 to 1040 and encodes 299 amino acids. NCBI's taxonomy places the organism in Eukaryota, Metazoa, Chordata, Actinopteri, Pleuronectiformes, Soleidae. Gene Ontology annotation, biological process: microtubule-based process.